GACAACAAAACAGAGACCCACGACACCACCCUUUGCUUUCCCAAAUCUGACCUCUCCUUCCUUAUUCACUCUUCCUUACCCCAUACCUUACAACUCCACCGCGCCAUCCUCUUAUCUCUGCCCUCUCGCCGGUCACUUUCCUCUAUCGUCUACCGGAUCGACCAGUAAUCAGUCUCUCUCCAUCCACAACCACCUCUAAUCUUCAGUUUCAGCUUCUUUUUUUUCUUUUUUUUUUAAAUGUUGUUAAAAAUCUUCAGCCUGUUUUCUUAAAGCUGAAACUAAUUUACAGAUGAACCCUAGCUUUCGCUUUGUAACAUGUAAACUAUUUAUUAUAUGCCUGAUCCCUAAAUUUAGGGUUUCCCAGCUCUUAAUUUUACUAUUUUAAAUCAUUUCUGUGAAAUUGUUUGUUAGUUUCAAAAUGAAGAGAUUGAGAUCAAGUGAUGAUCUUGAUUCUUAUAACGAGAAAACCUCAGUCAAGGAUUCAAAUCCAAGUAGACCGUCUAGAAGUUUCUAUUACAAAUCCGAUAAUGCGCGCAAAGGGUUGAUUUCCACGUCAUCAUCCUCGACCCGGUAUGAUCGAGGCCGAUCUAUUGAUGAUGAUAAUAGAGAGAGCACCAGAAUGGUUAGGAAGCGAUCAGAUCAUGAAUUUGAUAGCUUUGAUCGAAGAAAAGGGUUAGGGUUUGAUAGGUAUGGCAAUGGAGGAGGUAGCGGUAAUAGUAGAGAAGGGUAUGGUGGAAGUAGUGGUGGUGGGAAUGAUAGGGUUAUUCUUCGAUCGGAGAGCUUUUGUGGGUCGAGGAGGGAUUUUCCGAAAGGGUUUAGGUCGGAGAGGGAAAGGUCGAGGAGAGAAGGGAGUGUUUCGUCGUGGAGGAGGUUUGGGGGUAAAGAAUUUGAGGAGAAUAGAGGAGCUAGUAGUAGAGGUGGAAAUGAGGAGAGGAUGGGGAGUGCUAGGUCGUCACCUAAGGGGUUGAGAGAUGUUGUUAGGUCACCUUCUUGGUCGAGGGAUUCAGGGAGUGAGCAAACUAGGGUGGUACGAGGAAGUGUUUGUGGGAGGGAUGAGGGGAAAGUGAAGUCUUCAAAUUCUAAGUCGAGGUCGUCACCCACAUGGUCGAAGGAUUCGGGGAGUGAGCAAUCGAAGAGUGUGGAAGCGGGGAAGAAAAGUGAAGCGGAGACAAAAAGUGCUGAGGUGGAGGCUAGAAGUGCUGAGAUGGAGGUGAAGAGUGUUGAGAAUGGGAAUAAUAGUGAAAUGGAAGAAGGGGAGCUUGAGCCAGAACCUGAUUCAGUUCCUAAAGUUGCCAAGGAAAAUGAGAAUGAUAAUGGCAAUGAAAGACGAGAGGAUGUUAUAGAAGAUAUUGAUCAGAGGAAGGUUGAGAUUGAGUCCGAAGUUAAGGAUCAAGUAAAUGAAGAGGAGAAAAGGCCCGAUAAAGUAAGUGUUCACGAGGGGAAGGAUGUGGCGAAGGAAGUUGAUGAGAUGCGAAAUGUUGAGGAGAGUUCUAAUGAUAAUGCUAGUGUCACGGAGGAUGAAGUUGGGAAUAGGGUUGCUGGUGAAGAUAACAAGGACAGCCAGAGUAUGAAGGAAAAAGUCGAGUGCAAGGAGGAGGGAAGUAAGAAUAUAGCUGUCGUGGAGUCUCAGAGCUCGGAGGAGGAUAAUAGACAAGGUAAGGGUAUCGAUCUUGAGGUGAAGGCAGAGGAGGUUGAAGUGCCAGAGUCAAAUAAGGAAAAUGAAGGAGCUGAAGUGAAUAUAAAUGCAGUGACAGGGGUUUUGAGCCAGAACUUGAAGGACAAGGGCAAAAGUGUGGUUAUUUCACCAACCAACGAUGUUGAUUCUGCAGAAGAUGGUGCAUGGGUCGAAAGAGAAUCGAGAAACGUUGCCAUAUUCAGGAAUGGGGAAGACGAUAUGGAAGGACCUAGUACUAGGGGAUUUGAGUUGUUUACUAGCUCUCCUGUUAGAAGAGUUGAGAAAUCUGAGCAAUCGCGUGGUAGCAAGUCAAAAGAUGAAAAGCUGCAGUUGGAACCGCUUGAUCUUUCUCUCAGCUUACCAAAUGUUUUGUAUCCUAUUGGUGCAACCGGAGACACGACCCAGGCUCCUGGUUCUCCAAGCCAUGGGAGAAGUGUUCAGUCCUUUAGCUCAUUUCGAACAAAUUCAGACGGGUUUACUGCAUCAAUGUCAUUUUCAGGUUCUCAGUCAUUUAUUCAUAAUCAAAGCUGUUCUCUAACUCAGAAUUCGUUGGACAUGGACAACUAUGAACAAUCUGUUCACAGCCGCCCCCUAUUUCAGGGUAUUGAUCAAACGAAUUGGCAGGGUCAGACUCAAAAUGACUCCAAGCAUAAAGAUGUUCCCUUGUAUCAAAAAAUUUUGAUGAAUGGAAAUGGCUCUCUUCAUCAGCCUCAAGCAGUACAGGGUUUGUCAAAUGGUCAAGCUUUGCAAGGAAGCUCUAAAAUGCCCAAUGAACUUGAAAGACAAUUGAGUUUCCAUAGACAGUUGUCAGGAGGGCAGGCAAGGAAUCAUGAUGACACUAGAUCCCCUUCUCAAAGUGUGGGAUCCCAUGAUAUUGGUUCGAAUUAUAGCUUUGAGAAGAAGCGUGCCAUGAAAGAGAAACAUGGCAGUAGCCUAUAUAGGAGCAAUAGCCAGAAGGAACAAGAGCAAUUUCUGAUAGGCGGAGCUGAUUUUGUUGAGACUAUCCUUGGCAGAAUAGUUUCUGAGCCCAUUCAUGUGAUGGCUAAGAAAUUCCAUGAAAUGACAGCACAAGCAUCAUGUUUAAAGGAGAGCAUCCGUGAGAUUCUGUUAAAUACCGAUAAGCAAGGGCAAAUAUGUGCACUUCAAAGCGUUCUGCAAAACAGGUCUGACUUAACCUUGGAUAUGCUGUUGAAAUCCCAUCGUGCUCAACUGGAAGUCUUGGUAGCUUUGCGAACAGGUUUACCAGAGUUUCUCCAAGUAGACAGUGGCAUUUCAUCUUCUCAUCUGGCUGAGAUUUUCCUGAACUUGAGGUGCAGAAAUCUGACAUGUCAAAGUCUUUUGCCUGUGGAUGAAUGUGAUUGCAAAGUUUGUGCGAAGAAAAAUGGUUUUUGCAGUUUAUGUAUGUGUCUUGUGUGCUCGAAGUUUGAUAUGGCAUCUAAUACAUGUAGUUGGGUUGGGUGUGAUGUUUGCCUUCAUUGGUGUCAUGCUGAUUGUGCAUUACGAGAAGCUUACAUUAGGAAUGGAAGGAGUGCCAGUGGUGCUCAAGGGACUACUGAGAUGCAGUUCCAUUGUGUUGCCUGUGAUCAUCCUUCUGAGAUGUUUGGCUUUGUGAAGGAGGUUUUUCAGAACUUUGCAAAAGAUUGGACUGCAGAAACAUUUUGCAGAGAACUUGAAUAUGUCAAGAGAAUUUUCCGUGCCAGCAAGGAUGUGAGAGGGAGACGUCUGCAUGAAAUAGCUGAUCAGAUGCUGGCAAAAUUGGCAAAUAAGUCCAAUCUUCCCGAGGUUUAUAAUUAUAUAAUAGUAUUGCUGACUGAAAGUGAUCCAUCCAAGUUUGGCAAUGCAUCUGGUUUUUUCUUGAAGGAACAAGGAAAUGGAAGCAAUGGUGUCAUUGCUGGACCUAGCCACGAUGCUGCAUGGAUCAAAUCUGUAUACACUGAAAAAAAUCCUCAAUUGGAAAGAUCAACUAGCCUACGUCCUAGCUUCCAUUCUGACUUGAAUGAUAAAUGCCCUGUUGAACCGGAGUUACUGAGAAGUGCCCGAAAGGAGCCCCUUUUUGAUGAACUGGAGAGCAUUGUUAAAAUCAAACAGGCAGAAGCUAAGAUGUUUCAAGCACGUGCUGAUGAUGCUAGAAGAGAAGCUGAGGGCCUGAAACGAAUUGCGAUUGCGAAGAGUGAAAAAAUCAGGGAAGAGUUCACAAGUAGAAUCUCUAAAUUGCGCAUAGUUGAGGUUGAGGAAAUGCGUAAACAAAAAUUUGAAGAAUUUCAGGCCCUGGAAAGAGCUCAUCGGGAAUAUUUCAGUAUGAAGACGAGGAUGGAAGCUGAUAUCAAGGAUCUCUUAUUAAAAAUGGAAGCUGCUAAACGAAACAUCACCUUGUGAUCGAGAUUGUGUAGGGUUUAGCAUAAGAAACUGUCACCAUCCCAGGUAAAUUUAAUCUUUAGAACUGUACUAGUAUGUUGUAAUGUAGCAAGCGCCCAUUUCCUGUUUCACAAAUUUUAGGCGUGUCUACGGUUUAUGUUUUUCUUCCUUAAAUGCUAACGUGAAUGUGUACAGAAACUGCAAAAUCUCUAUAUGUUGUAGUCUGCUCCCCGUUAUGGAAGCGGUUGGAAAGAGAUGAUAGAUCAAAUUCUCAUCGUCUGAAGGGAUUUAAAUAUUGUUUUCAGGUACAUUAGGGCCAUUUUCUGUGAGCCGAAGAAAAUAUUGACCGGUUCAGAUCAA
Molecule: messenger RNA, 4390 nt
Organism: Populus nigra (black poplar)
Lineage: Eukaryota; Viridiplantae; Streptophyta; Magnoliopsida; Malpighiales; Salicaceae
Product: protein OBERON 4-like
Exons: 2
Coding region: 419-4051 (1210 amino acids)
Cellular component (GO): nucleus
Source: RefSeq, a predicted model, not a curated record